Molecule: messenger RNA, 4770 nt
Organism: Closterium sp. NIES-65
Lineage: Eukaryota; Viridiplantae; Streptophyta; Zygnematophyceae; Desmidiales; Closteriaceae
Source: the annotation of a GenBank genome assembly
AUGCGGGCAAACUGCCACCGCCGCUCCUUCCCUCCUCCCCCCCGUGGGCAUCCAUCAGCAAGGCACCUCGCUUGCUCCCCACCCGCCUCAAAGUAUCCGCGCACCUCAUUCCCCCCGCGCGCCGCCUCAUCCCCCCCGCGCGCUGCCUCAUCCCCCCCCAAGUGCUUCAUCCCCCCCGCGCGCUGCCUCAUCCCCCCCGCGCGCUGCCUCAUCCUCCCCGCGCGCCUCAUCCCCCUCGCGCGCCUCAUCCCCCCCGCGCGCCUCAUCCCCCCCGCGCACCUCAUCCCUCCCGCGCCCCGCCUCAUCCCCCCCACGCGCCUCACCCUCCCCGCGCGCCUCAUCCUCCCCGCGCACCUCAUCCCUCCCGCGCGCCGCCUCAUCCCCCCCGCGCGCCUCAUCCUCCUCGCGCGCCUCAUCUCCCCCGCGCGCCUCAUCCCCCCCGCGCACCUCAUCCCUCCCGCGCGCCGCCUCAUCCCCUCCGCGCGCCUCAUCCUCCUCGCGCGCCUCAUCCUCCCUGCGCGCCUCAUCCCCCGCGCGACGCCUCAGCCCCCCUCGCGCGCUUCUACCACUACCUGCUGGACCGCCGGCAUAAACCGACGUUCUCCGCGGCUGACGUCGCUUCCUCCGCGCGAAUCGCAUGCACACGCCGAUCCCAAGCCGGACCGGUCUUUUCACCCUGCUUUCCGCGCUACUACCUGCAGCGGAUGCAGCAGCAACAGUGAUCGGGGUGUAGGCUGCACUGGCAGGAGUAUUUCGAGUAGCAGUGCUGUGAGCAGCGGCAGCAGCGAUAGAAGCGCGGCCGGCAGAAACAGCAGAGGCGGCGGCGGCGACAGUUUAUCGCUGCCCGGGGUGAAGCACAUCGUGGCUGUGGCGUCCGCGAAAGGCGGCGUCGGCAAGUCCACCACUGCCGGUGCGCCUCAUUGCCUUCCCUCCUCCCCACCUCCCCUCCUCUCCGCCUCUCCGCCUCUCCGCCUCAGCACCGUGCCCCAAGUUGCUUCCUCUCCGCACAUCAUAUCCCACCCUCCCCUCUCCCCCUCCCCCUCCCCACCUCACUCCCCCUUCCCCCUCUGUCACCUCUCUAUCCCCUUCUCAAUCUUUCUUCCCACCCGCCUCCCUUUCACCCUUACUCCUUUUCCCUUCCUCCUCCCCAUCCCCUUCUCCACCUCCCUAUCCCCCUUCCCCUCACUCCUCCCUCCCCCCUCCUUCCCUUCUCCCUCCCCUUCACAGCAUGCCACAGGCUUCCACGCACGCUCUGCUCACAUCUGCCUUCUUCCAUUGCUUACCACCCUCCCUACCCCUGUUAUCCCAUGCCUCUCACCACAUGCCCGUGAUUCCAUUCCUCCCCCUGCGUACCCACUUAUCACCCCAUGCCCAUCUCCCACUAUCCCCCCAUCCUCCCCUACCUCCACAUCUCCUCUACCGCCCUUCCCUCCAUUCCCCCCUUCCCCAUUCCCCCAAUCUUUCCAUUCACCCUUCCUUACAUCCCCCAUAUCCCCCCGUCCCCCAUCCCGCCUUCCCCAUCUCCCAUCCCCCAUCACUCCUCCCCCCAAUCAUCUUUCCCCUCUCCCUCCAUUCCCCCAUGUCUCCGUCCCCCAUCCCCCAUGCCCUGCAGUGCCGCUCCCAUCGCCUGCACGUUCAACUGCCUUCGGCCCGUCACUGCCCAACCUGCUCGGCCUGCACUGUGGGGCUGCUGGAUGCCGACGUGUUCGGCCCCUCAUUGCCCAACCUGCUUGGCCUGCACUGUGCCACUCCCUCCCUUCACCCCUCCCUACCGCAGUGAACCUAGCAGUAGCCCUUUCACGCCACAUGCGCCUGCAGGUGGGGCUACUAGACGCGGACGUGUUCGGCCCCUCACUGCCCAAGCUACUCGGCCUGCACACAGCUGGCCGCCCCGUGCUGGCAUCACCCUCCCCCAAUGCGCGCAUGCUGCCACUGCAGGCACACGGCGUGCUCUGCAUGUCCAUGGGCUUCCUCAUGCCUGCUGACGUGGCGGCCGUGUGGCGCGGGCCCAUGGUGAUGGCGGCGGUGGAGAAGCUUGUAAGGGGGACGGAGUGGGGGCGGCUGGACGUGCUCGUGGUGGACAUGCCGCCCGGCACGGGUGACGUGCAGCUCAGCAUGAGCCAGAGGGUCCGCUUGUCAGGAGCGGUGGUGGUGUCGACACCGCAGGACCUCGCACUGAUGGAUGCGCGGCGGGGAGUGACCAUGUUCCGACAGGUCAACGUGCCGGUGUUGGGAGUGGUGGAGAACAUGAGUUACUUCACCUGCCCGGCCUGCUCCCACCGCUCAAACAUCUUCGGCCAUGGAGGGGCCCGACAGGCUGCCGCUGACCUGGAGAUCGAGUUUCUGGCAGAGGUGCCUCUGCUGCCGUCCAUCCGCAGUCGCUCAGACAGCGGCCUCCCCGUUGCUCUCGGCGCCUCAGCCGCUGCUGCUAGUGGGAUAGAAAGCAGGGCAGCAGACAGUGGGUCGGCUGAUAGUGGUGCAGCCGAAGGCGGGGCAGCCCAAGUAGGGGGAACAGAAGCUGGAGGGGCAGAAGGUGGGGGAGCAGCAGAGGAGGGGGCAGGCACUGGGAGUGGUGGGGCAGAGGAGGCAGUGGUGGCGACAUAUGAGCGCAUGGCGAGGAGGGUGUGGGAGAAACUGGAGGAGCGAGCACUUGAGGGUGGAGGCACGACGAGUGAAUUGUGCUGGAGCCCUCCCGCCUACGCACGUCCGCGUGAUGCGCUCAUCCGCCCCACGCGGUGCCCUGCCCUGACCUGCAGUGAAGGGACCAGUGCGAACGCGGCUCAGGUGCGGCUCGGUGCCCGCCCCUCUGUCCCCUCCCCACAACCCGGCUUAUCACCUCUCCCACAGAUGCCGCACGCGGCCUGCUUCUAUUCCCCGAUCCGCCUUCCUCCCCCGUCUCCACUUGCACUGAUCAUCACCCCAGGGGGCGUAAUCUCCUGCACGUGCCACGGAUGCCAGCAGUGGAAGGCCUUCACAGCUGGCAGGCUGAGCUGGCCUGCCACGUGGCAGGUAGCCACUGGAGCAGGCGAGGGGAGUAGGGAGGCGAGCGAGCAGCAGCAGGAACAUCCUGAUUCUGAGAGGCACCGUGGGGGGUGCGCGGUGGGAGUGAUGCCAGCAGUGGGAGAGGGGGGGCAGGGCAGUGGGCCGGGCAUGGCAGCAAGGGUGCACUACGAGGUGCUCACACAGGAGAUGCUGCUCGCCCUCGCUGCUUACAUCCGGUCAGACACUCACACUCCAAUGUCCGUCAUACUCCAGUCCAGCAAUCCCAGCCCCUCCUUGUCUCUCUUGUCUCUCUUCCUUACUGCCGUGGUUGCUGUCUCCUGUAGCAAUGGAGCGGAAACUGUCGAAAACACUGGAGAAUCCGGGGCGAGCGUGCAGGGCACUACAGGCGCACGAGUGGGCUCACAUCCCUCACCGUGCUGGAGGUGGGCCGCUGCCGCUGCCGCUGCUGCUGCUGCUGCCGCCGCCGCCGCUGCUGCUGCUGCUGCUGCUGCUGCUGCUGCUGCUGCUGCUGCUGCUGCUGCUGCUGCUGCUGCUGCUGCUGCUGCUGCUGCUGCUGCUGCUGCUGCUGCUGCUGCUGGGGGUGCAGUGCAGGCAGGAGCGAGGCACAUUGUGGCGGAUUAUACUCACCACUCUCUUCUCCUCACCCUCAACUGCCAUUGCUCAGAUGGAAGCAUGUGCCGGCAUGCACUCCUCAGAUGGAAGCAUGUGCCGGCAUGCACUCCUCAGAUGGAAGCAUGUGCCGGCAUGCACUCCUCAGAUGGAAGCAUGUGCCGGCAUGCACGCUUCUUCAUAUCUGCCCGUCUCCACUCCUCUCAACAAUCUUCAUCUUCUCUCGCCCCUCCCGCGUGCGGCAGGCAGGUGGGGGCAGGCGAUGGCCUGCUGGCCUGCAAGCUGCGGCAGUGCUUGCGAGAGUGGGGCGCAGACGGGGAGGGUGCAGAGUGGGAGGGCGAGGAGGGUGAGAUGAGGGAGGAAGGGGGACAACAACAUGAAGAACAGGGAGGAGGGAGGAGGAAUGGCAGGAGGAGGGACACGGAGAGGGGGACUGGCAGUGAGUGGGUGAGGUUGGAGGGGCUGUGGAUGAGAGUGAUCGCCACUGAUGCCAUGCCUCGUAGGCUGCCUGGCGGUGUCGCUGCCACACGCAGCCUCGCUGGUGCCGACUAUGGUGAUUCGAGGGAGGGCAGUGGAGGUCCAAGGGAGGGCAGCGGAGGUCCAAUGGACAUUGAUCAUGUGGAGGCAGGCGAGGAAGUGAUAGCGUGUGAUGCAGAAACUGCCAUUGCGGCAUACAAGCCCCAUAUUGUGAUCGCAUGCUGGAUGCCCCUAGGAGUGGACUGGACGGUAGCCAUGCGGCGGCAGGCGUCAGUGAGGGAGUAUAUCCUCGUGGGGGAGAAGGAGGGCGGCAUUUGCGGUCAUCACCUGCUGACGUGGCGCUUCCCUGGCUUGAAGACGUGGCGACGGGGUGGCAGGCUGAAGCGGAGAAGAGAGAGGGCAGAGAAGGAGAAAGUAGAAGAGGAAUACGCGAAAGAGAAAGACGGGGAGGAAGAGGAGAAAGAGAAAGAAGAGGAGGAAGAGAAAGAAGAGGAGGAAGAGGAGGAAGAGGAGGAAGAGGAAGAAGAGGAGGAAGAGGAGGAAGAGGAAGAAGAGGAGGAAAAGAAUGAUGAGGGGAAAGAGGAGGGUGCGGGGGAGGGCAAGGAGUGGAAGCAGGAUGACAAUGAAGUGGAUAAUGGGGGGGAGCAAUUGCUGGUUUGUGCUGUAGCAUGUGGCAUGUAA